Molecule: messenger RNA, 2949 nt
Organism: Neopsephotus bourkii (Bourke's parrot)
Lineage: Eukaryota; Metazoa; Chordata; Aves; Psittaciformes; Psittacidae
Gene: PTDSS1
Product: phosphatidylserine synthase 1
Exons: 13
Coding region: 105-1526 (473 amino acids)
Biological process (GO): phosphatidylserine biosynthetic process
Molecular function (GO): L-serine-phosphatidylethanolamine phosphatidyltransferase activity
Source: RefSeq, a predicted model, not a curated record
CCUCAGCGGGAGGCGGUGCGGGCGGCCGGGCUGGUUUGGGUCGUGCCGCGCCGCGCCGCCACGGGAGAGCCAGCGCUGCUCUGAGGCGAGGGAAAAGGGGCGAGAUGGCGUCGUGUGUGGGGAGCCGGACCCUGAGCAAGGACGACGUGAACUACCGGCUGCACUUCCGCAUGAUCAACGAGCAGCAGGUGGAGGACAUCACGCUAGAGUUCUUCUACCGCCCGCACACCAUCACCCUCCUCAGCUUCACUAUCCUUAGUCUCAUGGCCUUCGCCUUCACCAGGGAUGAUUCUGUCCCAGAGGAUAAUAUUUGGAGGGGUAUCCUCUCUGUGAUUUUCUUCUUUCUAAUCAUCAGUGUUCUAGCUUUUCCUAAUGGACCCUUUACACGUCCCCACCCUGCAAUAUGGAGGAUGGUUUUUGGUCUCAGUGUGCUCUAUUUUCUGUUCCUGGUUUUCGUGCUCUUCCUUAACUUUGAGCAAGUAAAAGCAGUGAUGUACUGGCUGGAUCCUAAUCUUCGAUAUGCCACAAGGGAAGCAGAUAUUAUGGAGUAUGCUGUGAACUGUCAUGUUAUCACCUGGGAGAGAAUCCUCAGCCACUUUGAUAUAUUUGCUUUUGGGCAUUUCUGGGGCUGGGCUAUGAAGGCUUUGCUGAUCCGCAGCUAUGGGCUGUGCUGGACUAUUAGCAUCACCUGGGAGCUCACUGAGCUCUUCUUCAUGCACCUUCUGCCUAAUUUUGCUGAAUGCUGGUGGGAUCAAGUCAUUUUGGACAUCCUGCUUUGUAACGGGGGUGGCAUCUGGUUGGGCAUGGUAGUUUGUCGUUUCUUGGAGAUGAGGACCUAUCACUGGGCAAGCUUCAAGGACAUUCACACGACCACAGGGAAAAUCAAAAGAGCUGUAUUACAGUUCACACCAGCCAGCUGGACCUAUGUCCGCUGGUUUGACCCUAAGUCUUCAUUUCAAAGAGUGGCUGGAAUCUACCUUUUCAUGAUCAUUUGGCAGCUGACUGAGUUGAACACCUUCUUUCUGAAACAUAUAUUUGUGUUCCAAGCAAGCCACCCUUUAAGCUGGGGGAGAAUUCUCUUCAUAGGAAUCAUUACAGCGCCCACUGUAAGGCAAUACUAUGCAUACCUCACAGAUACACAGUGCAAGAGGGUGGGAACUCAGUGCUGGGUGUUUGGGGUUAUUGCUUUCCUCGAAGCUAUUGUGUGCAUAAAGUUUGGACAGGAUCUUUUUUCCAAAACACAAAUACUGUAUGUUGUGUUUUGGCUUCUCUGUGUGGCCUUUACAACUUUCCUGUGUUUAUAUGGCAUGGUUUGGUAUGCAGAGUACUAUGGCCUCCGAGAAAAGACCUUAUCAGAAAGUGAAGACAGCCCAUACAGUCCAGAUGCUUCCUGGCUUCAUUCUAAAUUCAGUAAAGGUGCUGACAAUAGUCCACCAAAACAUUCAGUCAAUAGUGAAAGCCAUUCAUCUAGAAGGAGGAAUCGCCACUCCAAAUCAAAAGUAACGAAUGGAAUUGGCAAGAAGUAAGAAUGGUUUCUGAAGAUACCCUACAGUGUGACCAGAAGUGACAAAGAAAAUCAGACAUGGCUCUGAAUUUCCAAACUGAAGAUUGAUUUUUAAAUUUAAAGAUUAAAGAAAGGACGUGUUGGAGAAAAAGGAUGAUCAGGAUGGAGCCACCAGUGUAGUGGUGAUCAUUGCCUGCUGACACUUGCCAUUCACUGAUUUAAAUCUAGUUUCUUCAGCAUGUGGCACCAAAAGCUAAUGAAGAGUGUGCUGGAAAGGAAAGUAAUUUUGCCAUAGCAGGUACUCCCUGUUUUGUGUUCAGGUGUUGCAAGUGCAUUUUUAAUAUCUUAGUUGAAGACUUACAGGCUAGUAAACUGAUAGUCAGUUGGCAUAGUUGGUUUGAUUUGUUUUGGUUUACUAUGUUUUUGUUAUUUUCUAGAAGAGUAUGCAGUCCUUUGACUAAAAGCAACUCUGCCCUUCUUUUUCAGUCUCACAACUAAACUUUUCUAUACAACAGUUAGUAAGUAUUUAAAAUUUCCAUACUUCUCUCUAUCUGCUUGCUUUUAUGUACAAGGCUCUUUAGACCUGGUGAUGAGAUUUUUACCAAUGAAGGAAUCGGUACAGGUUUCUUUUAAAGUAUGUGAAGUCUUUGAACACAGUUCUUUUGUUCUGCAUUGUCCUUCUGCUUGAUUGUUACACAUUUGAUUUCUUUUAAGGUUUUAAAAUACUUGUAUAAAAACCUGUUGCAGAGCAGAGGGCUGUGCCUCCUGCCCUCAGGGACAGAUAUCAUGUCCUUUAGUUGUUUUUUCCACCUUUACAUCAUUUUUUUCAGCUGUGCCACAUUAGGUACAAUAUUCCUUCCCAUUCCCCUCAAUUUGCCUUUGCCUUAACUGGAACCAGAAAUCCCAGUGUCUUUAGACUGAUAUCAGAAACUGCUUUGAAGGCUCUGAUGUCUUACUGAGCCUGGUGAUAAGGCAGUUUUUUGCUGAAGCUGAGUUGCUUGCUGCUUCCGUAAGCAUCAUUAUUUGUGAAGGCUUGCUGUAGUCUUUGGUAUCUGAGAGGCAGCAUGACAUUACUGUGAUAUGCCCCAUUGCUUUGGUAUUUCCUAUCAUGCAGUCAGAAACCCAAUAGCAAAGUCAGUCUUUCUUGCAGAUUUUUUUUGUGUGUAGUUUUUUGAGGAGGGGUUUGUUGUUUUUUUUUUCUUGUUAUUAUUUUUUUAAUGUAUUAACUAUGACAUGUAGCAAAGCGGAUAAUUCUCCAGCAAGGAGCUUAAUGGUAAGUCAAGGUUAACAAUCAAGAGCCAUCAGUUCCUGUAUUAAGUUAUCAAAAGGUUUUUGUGCCAGUUAGAUUUUGGGAUUUAGGGGUUCAGAGAGGUAGAUAGCUUAAGCAAAAAUAAGUAAUACACAUUAGUCACUUAGUCUUCAUAAGAAAAUGGGAUUGCCUUUUU